AUGCUAGGGUUUGUCAAACCCUCGCCCAGGAAUCUCCUCCGCAAGUUUUUGAUCCCUUCUUCGUCAUCCUUCCUUCACUCGGCCCCCGUAGCAGCGGCCUCUGGAGCAGGCGGUGGGGCAGUUCCGCUCGGCUUCGCACCCCAAGUGAAUACGCCACUCCCUCUCGAUCACCUGGAGUCCUCGUACAUAAUCUCCUCCUUUUCCGACUGGUUCCGCCGCGGCCACGAUCCACUCCCUCACCUCCUUGACCAGAUUUACGGUGCUUUCGCCUCUUCGGAGGACAGUUCAGCAAUCAACGCCGCCCUCUCCCGCCUCCGCGUACGCCUCUCCGAAGACUUUGUCCUCUGUUUUCUCCGCCACCGUCCCCACCCCUCCACCGUUCCUCCCUCUGCUGACGCCUCAAGCUCCCUCCUUCAGCUCCGUAUCCGCUUCUUCGAAUGGUGCAGCCGUCAGCCUGGCUACUUCCAUUCCCGCUCCGUCUACCAUGCCAUAUUCCGCCUCCUCCAUCGCCACCGCCACGUUUCUUUUGUCAGGGAAUGCCUCCGUCGCUUCUCCGCCACUGGCUACUUCUCCCUCUCAUUUGAUGCUGACGCCGCCGCUACUAGCGGCAGCAAAGGUCAUCCCAGAUUCUACCAGGCGCUAGUAAUCGGCUACGCUGUAACAGGGUCCGCAGAGCGCGCCCUCCAGCUUUUUGCUCGAAUGCGAUAUAAUGGCUCCGACCUCGACGACUUCUGCUACCAUGUCCUCCUUAACUCUCUUGUGGAGGCAUCCCUCUUUGAAUUCGCGGAUUCUAUUUUUACCCAGAUCGACGCCCGCGGCCUUGCUGGCCCCGUCACGGCUUGCAUACGCGUCAAGCGGCUCUGCCGCCAGGGCCGGUUGGAUGAUGCCGCUACUUAUCUCCGCAAGCUCUAUCUUUGCGACCAUCGAGUGGUUGCCGAUCGCACCGUAGGAACUCUUGUUCAAGCUUUAUGCAAGGCUGGGCAGGUCGAAUGUGCCAGUCAGUUCGUUGAUGAGUUCAGCAAUGCAGAGGCCUAUGGCGCUUGGAUCAGCCAUCUGCUUGCAGCUGGAAAGGUUGAUGCGGCCAUGGAGUUUUUGAGAAAGAAGAAAGGUACAGAUACAGAAAAACACUUACUUGACACUUUCCAAUACAAUCAAAUUAUUCAGCGGUUGCUAAGGCAGAACUUGCUUGAGGAAGUUUGUGAUCUCCUUGUGGAGAUGAUGGAGGAAGGGAUUGUCCCAGAUCAGCACACCAUGGACGCAGCUUUAUGCUUUUUCUGCAAAGCUGGAAUGGUUGAUGUGGCGAUUAAACUCUACAGUUUGAAGAUGGAGAUUGGAAUCGCACCAAAGAGAAUUGUCUACAACCAUCUCAUCAAAGCCCUGUGUAAAGAUGGAAAUGUCGACGAGGUUCUGAGAGUGUUAGAGGAUUGCAUGAACCAGGGCUACUUCCCUGGUAAUCAGACCUUCACUCAGCUUGCCAAUGUCCUCCUCAGACAUGGAAAGCUUGAGAAGCUUCGUAGUCUACUCGCCGAAGCUCUGAAAAGGAAAUUAAGGUCGACCGCGCCUAUCCACUCUCGCUAUGUAUCAGCUUUGUGCAAGAUUGGUGCAGUUAAGGAAGCUUACUCAGAGCUUUUGACUGCUGAUGGAAUUGGUGCUGGCAUUACUAUGUACAAGUCUACAUGCUGCAAUUUGAUUCGGGCAUUUAUAAAGUUGAGAAUGUUACAGUUUCCUCCUGGGUUGCUCAUCCAGAUGCAGGAGCUGGGCUUUGUGCCAGGCCGGCGCCUUUACAGGGAGGUGGUCUGUAGUUUGUGUGAGAUGGAAAUGUUUGAUCUUGUCUUUGAUUUGCUGAACAAACAGUUGGAAAUCAAGCGACAAGAUCGCCGGACUUGCUACAAUUACAUCAUCGACGGAGCUGCACACUCCAAGAAACCUGAAAUGGCAAUGGAAGUGUAUAACAGGAUGGUAAAUGCAGGGAUAGAGCCCAACCUAUCCACAGAUAUUCUGAUUUUGCGUUGCUAUAUGAAGAGCGGCCGCUUCGGUGAUGCUUUCGCCUUCUUCCACCUUCUAAAGAAGAAACAUAUGGUGAACAGGAAGCUCUAUAAUGUUUUCAUAGAUGGUCUCUGUGAGGCUGGAAGGUCAGAGAAUGCUGUGGAGAUAUGGAAGGAGAUGAGAGAAAAGGAGCUCCUACCAAGUCUUCAAUGCUAUGAGGAGCUUGUGCGUUCUUUGUGUUCUUCCAACUCUUAUGAUCUUGUCAUUCAAGUUAUCAAGGAUUUCAAGGAAACCAGUCACCAGGUUUCUUCCUUCAUCUUCAAUGUCCUCCUGCUACAUAUCUUGAAGGGCCAGAAACUACUCAAGGCUUGGGAAAGAGAUGCAAAUUCAGGAGAUCUUCUUAUUGGACACCUUAUUAAAGAAUUUUCAAAUGGUCUCAGAAUGAAAGAGAACCUACAAAACUUUGAUGAAGUGAUUGAAGAGCACUUUCCUGUUGACAUUUAUACAUAUAAUGUACUAUUAAGGGGAUCAUUUUUGACAGGGAGAAUGGACUUUGCUUGCAAUUUGUUCUAUAGGAUAAAAGAUAAGGGCUAUGAGCCCAAUCGAUGGACCUUCGACAUUAUGGUCCAUGGUUUUUGCAAACUUGGUUGCAGGAAAUAUGCUGAAAAAUGGAUGGAGGAGAUGUCUCGCAAUGGAUUCCAGCCAACAUGGUAUACACUGAGUUUAUUCAACAAUACACAGUAG
This is a messenger RNA of Dendrobium catenatum, 2730 nucleotides long. RefSeq names its product pentatricopeptide repeat-containing protein At1g71210, mitochondrial. Gene Ontology annotation, molecular function: protein binding. Lineage: Eukaryota; Viridiplantae; Streptophyta; Magnoliopsida; Asparagales; Orchidaceae. The transcript has a single exon. The coding region runs from base 1 to 2730 and encodes 909 amino acids. The record is from RefSeq and is a predicted model, not a curated record.